AGGGCUUUUAAAAGCAGCUGGAAUGCAGUUCCCCAGAUCAGUGUAGCCAGUUGUUGCCUGUCUGAACCCCUGCCAGUCCUGGAGAGCGGUGCUCUGAGCUCAAACCAGCCCGCCUUGCUCUGCACUCCUCGACCCCGUCCUUAUCACCGGAGCAAGAAGAGCACACGUUCCCACCUGUGCAGCCAUGGAGGAGGACGCUGCCCAAGCCGAAAAGGCCCAGCACCCGAAUUCUGACCUGCGGCAGGAGAAGCCGACCAGCCCCAGCCCGGUGCCCUCCUCCACGCCCAGCCCCAGUGUGAACCUGGGGAGCACGGAGGAGUCCAUCCGAGACAACUCGCAGGUGAACGCCGUCACAGUGCUCACACUCCUGGACAAGCUGGUGAAGAUGAUGGAUGCAGUGCAGGAGAACCAGCACAAAAUGGAGCAGCGACAGAUCAACCUGGAGGGCUCCGUGAAGGGCAUCCAGAACGAUCUCACCAAGCUCUCCAAGUACCAGGCCUCCACCAGUAACACGGUGAGCAAGCUGCUGGACAAGUCCCGCAAGGUCAGCGCUCACACGCGGGCCGUCAAGGAGCGCCUGGACAGCCAGUGCGCGCAGGUGAAGCGGCUGGAGAGCAACCACGCCCAGCUCCUCAGGCGCAACCAUUUCAAAGUGCUCAUCUUCCAGGAAGAAAAUGAGAUCCCUGCCAGUGUGUUUGUGAAAGAGCCCGUUUCCAGCCCAGCGGAAGGGAAGGAGGAACUUGCUGAUGAAAACAAGCCUCUGGAGGAAACCUUGCACACAGUGGACCUCUCAUCGGAUGAUGAUUUGCCCCAUGAUGGGGAGGCCCUGGAAGACAGUGCAGAGGAAGCUAUGGAAGAAAGUAGAGCAGAGAAAAUUAAAAGAUCCGGCCUCCGGAAAGUGGAUAGCCUCAAGAAAGCCUUUUCUCGCCAGAACAUAGAGAAAAAGAUGAACCAGCUGGGGACAAAAAUUGUAUCUGUAGAGAGGAGAGAGAAGAUUAAGAAAUCUCUCAUUUCCAAUCACCAGAAAAUAUCCUCAGGGAAAAGCUCCCCCUUCAAGGUCUCUCCCCUCACUUUUGGUCGAAAGAAAGUCCGAGACGGGGAAAACGCUGCAGAAAAUGAAACCAAGUCAGAAGACAUGCCUAGCAAUGACCAGGUGCCGAAUGACCACGAGGAUAGCUCAUUCGCAGAAGGCCUUUCCCAAGCAUCCCUCACCAAUGUCCUGGUGGAAGGGAAGGGGGCCGAGGGGGAUGCUGGGAGGGCAGCCUCGAGGGGGAGUAACUCUGGCAUGGACAGCAACGUGGACUUGACUAUUGUGGAAGACGAAGAGGAGUCAGUGGCCCUGCACCAGGCACGGCAGGCGCGCUAUGAGGGAGGCUACGCGCUAACCUCCAGAGGGGCAGAGCUGUCAGACGAGGAGCCAUCGCAGCCACCUGUGCUCCAGGUGGACCAGACAGCCUAAAUGGCACAGCCCUCUGGGCCCAGCCUGUGACUUCAGUUAGGUGGCACACCAGCACCUAGCACAAACUGCUGCCCAUCUCCGGCACUACCCAUCACUGCUGCGUCAUUGUCCGGGCAGUAAUCCUUUACGGUCAGCAGCCGCACACCUGUAACCGAGGUUUACUAUGAAGGCUGCCUGUCAAGGGCUCCACUUCUAAUUUGCUCUUAGGUUCUAUUUCUGUAGAAUUUUCCCAAGACUGCUCAGAAAAAAAAUGGAGCAGUUGAAAAACACGGCUCAGUGUGGCUCAAUCAGAAAAACCAGAGGCUAUUUGAGAUACUAGUCAUGAAAUAUGAUUAAUUUUUUGUCAUUCCAUAAAGCUUGCUGAAUAUUGUACCAGUAAUAUAUUGAAAUUCCACAGAACUCUGUGAAUCUAACUGUUAUUUUUCAAGUGUGUGAUAUUCAAUAUACAUGUGUAUUUAAGCUAAAGGUGUAACUGCUUUCUAUUUUAAAAAGAAAACACUUUAAAAAGGUAGAUAAGAAAGUUCACUUAGUAGAAACCAUUGUUUUAUUGAAAAUGAAGUAAAAGUUGAAAGAUUAUAAUUUUUAGCUAAUGAAGUAAGAUAUGUAGAAAAUAUAGACUAUUAGAAAAAGAAAACUAAGAAAGAGAUGUGGGAAAAUAAGAGAAACAGGAAAGAAAGAAUGCCAAAGAAAAUGAAGACAGAGAAAAAAUAUAUGCUUAAAAGUAGAAUAUUUACAAUAUUAGUUCAAGUAUAUCACUUUUUAGAAAAAUACUGAAGUUCAGAUGUCCUGGAAUAAUAUUAUAUUUUCACAAUAAUUUUAUAUUCUAACACUUUCAAAUAAUAUAAAAACAUUUUACUUUGUUAAAGCUUCACUUUUUCUUAAAAAAUAAAAGGCAUUACAAAUACUUAGGAAGCGCAAAAGGACGUUGUCUCUUUAACAUUGGAAUGAACAUAAAUCUUUAAAAUUAAUACAUACUGCCUUUUCUAGGACUUUGGAUCAUACUAUUCUUUAAUAUAUUUUUCAAAUUUGAAAUAACUUUUACAUUCCAAAUAUAAUGUUGGUUUAAAAGAUAUUAAAAUCAAAGAUUUUGGAAGGGAAGCCUUCUGUUUUUCUUUUUUUUAUACAUAAUGGUAAUUUCAGUCCAGGUCAUAUUUAUAUGUUAACUUCACAUAAUUUUAACAUGUUUCUUAUUAAAACAUGCUAGUAUUUAUAUAUAUGUGCACAUAUAUUUAGAGAGGGUAAUUUUUACUACUGCAUAACAUACUAAAAUAUUGCUUUAUUUUUAAUUACAGAAUACAUAUGUUUGGAAAAAACUAUCAAACUAUACUUUAAAGACAGGUAGCAGAGAGCAAAUUCUUACCUUUAGUUUUUACCUCUCACUAUAAGUAACCUUAUUAAUAUAGCUAAUCCAAGACAGUAUUAGCAAACUGCUUUGUCUUAUAAAAGAGAGAAGUUUAACAAAUAUGUUAAUGGCAUAACCUAUUCAGCUAUGUCCUUAUUUUGCAAUAAUGUAUCCCAAAUAUUAGAUCACUGAACUAACAAUGGCUGUGUUAAAAAAGACUAAAUAAACCAAAAAUAAAAAGUAUAUAA
Pteronotus mesoamericanus is the source of this 3049-nucleotide messenger RNA. It is a transcript of the gene CAVIN2, whose product is annotated as caveolae associated protein 2. Gene Ontology annotation, molecular function: protein kinase C binding. Gene Ontology annotation, cellular component: caveola; cytoplasm. Lineage: Eukaryota; Metazoa; Chordata; Mammalia; Chiroptera; Mormoopidae. The transcript has 2 exons. The coding region runs from base 185 to 1459 and encodes 424 amino acids. The record is from RefSeq and is a predicted model, not a curated record.